CCGCCCCCUGCUGGGCUGAGUGGUGUUUUUGUUGUUGGUAAAAGGUUAGUGGAACAGCUGAUUGCUCUGUAGGAGGAUGGAGGAGGUGUCUCCUAGCAAGUCACAGGCACAGCCCCACCCUACCAUGGCCUUCCUCAAUGUGGCCCGCACCUACGUGCCCAACACCAAGGUCGAGUGCCACUACACCCUGCCCCCCAGCAUGAAGCCGUCAGCCCGCGACUGGAUCGGGAUAUUCAAGGUGGAGGCCUCGUCCGUGCGGGAUUACUACACCUUCGUGUGGUGCGUGGUGCCCGACGGAGGCGCGGAGGGGGCGCCCGUCCAUUCCAGCGUCCAGUUCCAUGCCAGCUACCUGCCCAAGCCAGGGGCCCAGCAGUACCAGUUCCGCUAUGUGGACCGCCGUGGCGAGGUGCGCGGCCAGAGCUGCCCCUUCCAGUUCAGCGAGCCCCGGCCCAUGGACGAGCUCGUCACGCUGGAGGAGGAUGACGAGGGCAACAUGGACAUGUUGCUGGUGGUGCCCAAGGCCACCCUGCUGCAGAACCAGCUGGAGGAGAGCCAGCAGGAACACAGCAGGCUGCUGCGAGAGAAGCUGCGGCUGGAGGAGGAGGUGAAGGAGCUGCAGGCCCGGAUUGAGCAGCUGGAGGAGGCUCUGGGCACCAUGCGGGAUGAGCACACCAAGCUGGCGGAGCAGUACAAGGAUCUCUCGAGCUCCCAUGCAGCCGUGAUGGAGGAGCGGGACGCGCUGAGCCGGCAGCAGGCGGGACAGCUGGCCCGCAUCCAGGAGCUGGAGGAGGACGUUCAGGCCCUGAGCGAGAAGGUGCUGCAGAAGGAGGUGGAAUUGGACAGGAUGAAGGACACGGUGAAGUCCCUGGUGCGGGAGCAGGAGCAGAUCCACCACCAGCUCAAGGAGGAGAACGCCGAGAAGGAGCAUUACCAGGUCAAGCUGCAGGCUUCGGAGCAGGAGAGCCGGAACCUGGCCUGCGACCUGCUGCUGGCCAAGACCCGGCACAGCGAGAAGGUGUCGCAGGCCCUGGUGCUGCAGGAGGACAUCAGCAAGCUGCAGCAGAAGCUGGCAGCUGCACAGCAGAGGACGGCCCAGCUGGAAGCGCUGUGUGAGCAGCUCCGCUCCACCCAGGACCUCCUUGCCGCCAGCCAGCAGAAAGUGGUGCUGCUGGGGGAGGAGUUGGCCAGCGCCUCCUCCAUCCGGGACCGGACCAUCUCGGACCUCCACAAGAGCCGGCUGGAGUCAGCCGAAACCAACAUCAAGCUGGCAGACAUGACCCUGAAAUGGAAGGAGGGAAAAGGCCAGUGGUGGAAGGAGAAGAGCAACCUCCUGCAGAGCAUAGAGGCGGAGAAGGACAAGAUCCUGAAGCUGAGCGCCGAGGUGCUGAAACUGGAGAAGAACCUGCAGGAGGAGCGAGCCCAGAAGCAGGCGCUGAAAUCUGAACUGUCCCACGAGAGGGACUCCAGCCUGGUGCAGCUGUCGGAGAGCAAGCGGGAGCUCAAGGAGCUGCGCGCGGCCCUGAAGGUGGCUGAGAAGGAGAAGGAGCAGCUCCAGGAGGAGAAACAGGAGCUGCUGGAGUAUGCCCGCAAGCUGGAGGAGCGGCUGGAGAAGGUGGCCGAUGAGAAGUGGAGCGAGGUGACGGCGGCCGAGGAGGAGGAGGCAGCGGCCACAGCACUGAGCUCCCUGGACUCCCCACUCUCGGACUCGGAGGACGAGUCCCCCGAGGACAUGAGGAUCCACACCCAGCUCAGCCCCUACAGCCUGUGCGACAACCGGGCAGGCACCAAGACCCCGCCGUGCCUGCGGGAGCCCAUGCACAAGGUGGUGAUCAGCCAGCCCGCCCCCAUCACCACCCAGAUCAAGCAGCCCACCGAGGACAACAGCUCCGACUCAGAGGCGGAGGACGAGAAGGCCGUGCUGAUGGCGGCUGUGCGGAGCGGAGGGGAAGAGACCAGUCUGCUGCUGCCCGAGCUGGGCAGCGUCUUCUAUGAGAUGGCCAGCGGCAUCACCGGCCGCCAGCCGUCAGACCCGGGCCCUUGUGGGAUGGGUGCCUCCCCGCUGGACCUGCCCGCGUCCCCCGGCCUGUGGAAGGAGUGCCCCAUCUGCAAGGAGCGCUUCCCCCUGGAGUGCGACAAGGAGGCGCUGGAAGAGCACGUCGACAGCCACUUCUUCUUCAGCGCCCACGACCCCUUCGCCUUCGAGUGACGCCCCCGUCGCCCCCGCCUCUCCCUGCCCCCCUGCCUCUCCCCGGACCCUCCUGCCAGGCGCCGCCAGCCCGGCUC
Molecule: messenger RNA, 2283 nt
Organism: Terrapene triunguis (Three-toed box turtle)
Lineage: Eukaryota; Metazoa; Chordata; Testudines; Emydidae
Gene: CALCOCO1
Product: calcium binding and coiled-coil domain 1
Exons: 15
Coding region: 77-2206 (709 amino acids)
Source: RefSeq, a predicted model, not a curated record